Rasamsonia emersonii CBS 393.64 is the source of this 882-nucleotide messenger RNA. RefSeq lists its product as uncharacterized. The record is from RefSeq and is a predicted model, not a curated record. NCBI's taxonomy places the organism in Eukaryota, Fungi, Ascomycota, Eurotiomycetes, Eurotiales, Trichocomaceae. The transcript is spliced from 7 exons. The coding region runs from base 1 to 882 and encodes 293 amino acids.
AUGUUAAUUCAUGUGAAGAGCCUUGCCGAUCAUCAUUCUCCAGACUUAAAUUUUAAGCUCUCCCAGUCUGAAAUGGAUUACCUUACCACCUACCUUCCUGGGCAAGAUGUGCAGUGCCUCAGACAUGCCCGCGCAAUGACGAGAUCACGGGCGAAUCGCCGCGGCCGUCCACCAACCAGGUUGCGCCGACCGGGGGAGGAUCUGCAAUCCUGCAUUUUUUGCAUCAGCAUUAAGGUUGAUAAGGUUGAUCGUGAAUUUUCGAUCAAGCUGCGCAUGGUAGUGGGAAGGGAUGAUCAACUGCCAGACGAGCGCCUGAUGUGCAACGAUGGCAGGCAUGCGGCGCAACCGAGCUGGAAUUGCAACGCUGAGGAUUAUUAUACGGAGUCUCCGCCUACGUCAACUGUUACGGUCGCAUUCUGGAGAAGAGCCAACAGCAGGCGCGAAAUUAAGUUAUUAUGGUUGUUCGGAUCGCCAAGCCAAGAUCCGCCUGGAUUCCCCGUCAUCCAAUCACGCCCUCCGGCCAACGCUGUAACUUUAAAUCAAAAAAAUCUGUCCAGCGCAGCUUGCUCUGUUCAGCGUGAAUUCAGAUUAAUCCCAUCUGGACCAGUGAUCGAUAUGAAUCUCCAAAAUGGAAAGAAAUGUGAGAGGCAAAACAUCCCUAACCGGAUCCAGAUGCUGGAGAUGAGACAAACUGGGGUAGCUACCAAGAAGAUCCUUGCAGAGCUGAAUCGCAGACACCAGACACCUAAUCAGGAGGCUGAUGUUACAGCCUCCAUUCUGGCUCCAGAUUGGCAGCUCCACAGGAUGCCAGGUUCUGCUGAAUACAACACUGUCGGGACGCACCACAUGGCGGCUUUCCCGAGUCAUCCGGCUGGAAGCUGA